Molecule: messenger RNA, 5909 nt
Organism: Fusarium verticillioides 7600
Lineage: Eukaryota; Fungi; Ascomycota; Sordariomycetes; Hypocreales; Nectriaceae
Exons: 1
Coding region: 1172-1597 (141 amino acids)
Source: RefSeq, a predicted model, not a curated record
ACUGGGCGCACGUUCAUCACAGGCGGGCAGGUUAAAUAAAGUAUGUACCUAGGGAAUAGUAAAUCGCACUUUCCUUGCCAACUUCCAGCACAUGGAGCAAAUGGAAGGAAGCAAGGGAAGGCGCUCACCGUAUCCUCCGUUUCAGCCGUAUCGAAUAAUUCCACUUCCGUUGCUCAUCAUCUCUUUGAUAUUCUCGAUAUAAGCUUUAUUUCAUACCUACCAGGCUAUUACUCAUUCUACAUACCGGCUUCUGAUACUUGACUGAUAAUUUAGGGCGUCCUCCGAGCAAUGCCAAGUACUCUGUUCUGUGUUGUAUUGUGAUAUCAACUGUCCUCGAGAUAGCUACAGAAUAAAAAUCAUCAUCACACCUUGAUUCGUUGCCGGUGUAUACAAAAAUGCCUGCACAAGGUCUCAACACUAUUCUGUAUCAUGUGCAUCCAUACGCUCCAUCUUGGGCAUAGAAAUCAUCCCUCGAUUCAAACGAACCAUGGAAUAUGUUGACUGUCCAUCAACCACUAUAGAAAACCAUGUCAAGGCUUGCUCAACCCGUCUCCAGCUCUGACUCAAUCAUGCGGGUCUUGGUCCUAGAGAAAUGGAAGACAAAUUUCGCUAUUCAUUGUCCACCGAUUUUCUCGGUUUCUGAGCAAUAGCAUGAACAGGGUCUCCAGACGGUGCUCACCAUCGAUCUCCAACCCACCUGUUCCCUCAAUUGUCUGUAUCACCCAUCUCCACUCUGCCGAGCAAUUUGGUCUAGCACUUGGCCUCCUCGUGCAUCCCAAGGGUCACAAAGGGGCCAAAGUCAUGUGCACAUCCCUUUACUCCGUACAACUACUAGUAUGGCUUUCUUUGACUCGGCAGCUCGUUGUAUUGUUCCGGUGGCUGUGUACGGAUAUUAUUCUUAAUAAUAAAUAUUCUACAUACAUACGCAGCUCUAGGAUCUUCCACCAGAAUCCAAUCAACAUCCAAUGUCCUGCCGCCUCAUGUCACCGGCCUUGUUAAAAGCCCCUUGACAGCAGAACAGGCUUCUUUCCGAACUAUCCACUAAGUCCUUGUCCUGGAUUUCUCGCUUGAGCCCAGUGCCGACGAGUGCGCCGUGCCCAGGCGGCCAAGAUCAACACAAUUGACAUGGUCUUGGGUGGAUCAAUAUAGCAGAACCCGAGAUGAUGUUGUUAUGCCAGGACCAGAGCGUUUCGACAAGUGGCAGUCUCCAGCCAGUCGUCAGUGCUCUCCCCAGCGCAGAGGUCGUCUGCUGGACUGCAUGGCCCUGUCAUUGGCUUCUUGGCUCUGUUGUGUCUCCUGGCACCAUUUUGGCACUCAGAUGAACCACGGUGCGGCCCAUAGCUACCAUGAGGCUCUACUGUCUCAUGUUUACUGCAAUGGAUAUUGUGACAAUAGCUUGGAUUUGAACUCGUCUCAGGUCAAGGAUUGUGUUUUGUUUGAUUUUACGACACCAACACUGUUGCUGCUUUUCUCCCAGUCCACAGCGUAUCCCCUGUUCUGCCGUGGGAUGCACCCAACUGUCAGGUCAUGUCAUAUCAGGUCACGCUUCAGCUACCCGCACCAGCGUCAUCCUCUGACAACCGCUUCUAUCCAGUAACCUUAUGUAUCAACCCUCCAACAUGUCGUGGCUACGAGAGCCGGCCAUCAUGGAAACUCUACCGAGCACACCAUUACACUACAUACACAGCAGGUUGGUCUGGGAUCUGGUGAUUCCUUGCUCAUCGAUUUCUUUAACGUUACCUACCUUUACCUAAGACCAAAAGUUCAAGGAGAGACUGGUCUGACCUGGUUUCAAGCCUAAGCAUGGCCCUACGGCGGCUGGGCGCUAGCUAGAACGUCGUAUUAAACAGUACCCGCAUUGUGCCCUAACUCAAGGUACUCUGGCGAAUCAAUCAAUACGGUCGACUGAGGCAAGGGACUGGACCCCAUAAAAGAUACAUUGCCAUGCACGAAAGGUACCUCGCUGGACUUGUGAACCAAGCGCAUACUUUCUGAUUCCCAAGAUAGUAUCGGUACCUUACUUUGACCGCUAGACCCGCAACUCCUUGCCUCCACGACCCUUAUUCGCCUGUUAAGCUCUUUCACUUUCAAGAAUCACGAAUGAAAGAGGAGAAUGCUACCCUGGAGAUUGACCAACAUUUGAGCAAAUGCGAUCAAGAACGGAGGUUGAAUCCAAGGAUACGGAGUACACCCACCAAACGUUCAACGUGUAUUAAGUCGAGCUAUACAUAUGAUUACCAGGUAUUAGUACAUAUCACCCUGCACGCUCUCUCAUUCCACACACACAGCCAUUUCCAUUGUCCAACACGAACAUUAGAGGCUGUCUACCAAUUCACAGUGGAGGCACAACAAUGUCACGGUUCCGCGAUGUCACACUCAGGCCUUUCAUCAGCCACUCAGGAUUUGAUUCCAUAAUCGAGGGUAGACCAGACUACUAAUUGACCCCAGCCGUGGCUCACACGAUCGCGCUCUCUACCUCACCAUGCGUUCAGGUGACUCCCAGUUCAGCUACCGCCUUAAUCAACUCCAGCACAGAUUUGUGACAAGUUGGGGAUAGUAGAUCAGCCAGAGCCGCGAUCACCAAGCCAGCUUGGGCCGAUUACCGCUCAGAAGCCUCUGAUACUAGUGGAUCAGCUAUUUGGACUACGAUACGGAUGUUCAUUCCUUCAUUCCCUUGACUCAAGCAUUCCGAGACUACUUUUACUACUGAAAGUUAGGCACUCGGUUGACAAGACACAUACUAUCUAUCCAGGCGGAUGAAGGCCGAGACAAUAACAACUUUGCACAGUAUUCGUGGGCAGCGGCACGAGCGGUACAACCAAAUCUCUGGAUGUGCCAGAAGAAUGUGUUCCAAUCAUAUUCCACGUCUGCUAACUUAAACCGGCUGACGGUGGCUUUGUUAGACAGGAGCCAUGAGAAUGCCAUCAAAUUGAAGUUCACGUGCUUUAAGGGCCUCAAACUAUGGUUCCGUUUGGGGCUCCUUCUUUUCGUCUGAGCUGGCUCCCGAGGCGUUAUAAUUUUAACUGAUAUGAUCUUCCAUGAUCCUUCUCACCGUGUCGACUUGGCUCUAAUCUACAACCACCUCGUUUCGGAGAUUCGCACACCAAUAACCUUACAAGAAGAAGAGCAGGCUAACAGGCUAGGGGGUGAGGAAAUACAGCGGACGGGCUUUGGUGGGAGAUCAGCGAUUUUUGGUGUAAGCCAUUCCGCUGUUUUUCCUCACACCGAGGACAGGAUACCUUGAUACUUCUGGUGCACACCCAUGAUCACCAUACAUACAUACAUGAUGAUGGUCCGUGGCCGGUUGACAAUGCAAUCUAGGUCCACAUGCCCAUCAGCACCCAUAUUCAACCACAGCUCUCCACAUGCAGGAUUUCGGGUUGUGGGACCAACCCUGCAGCCUCUUUGUGUCUGGCAAGUAUUGGGACGUAAAAGGUUACGGAUGAUUUCUGUUGAACUCGAUCGCCAACGUUCAAGACGGUUUAUUUCUUCAAUAGCAAGCAGUGUUGCAUCGCGCCUUGGAACCCCGGAACAGAGCCCGAAGCAGAGAGUUCGUUUUGAUCCAGUGCCCACUGUGAUAAAAUUUUAUCCAGGGCACACCGACAUUCGAUGUUGAGAGUUUUGGGGUGGCAUCCCUGAUGAGCGAAGCUGAUCCCUUCUUCACUGUACUCCGUAGACCUGAGUCUGUUGAAGGGACCCUGUUCUAUUCAUGUCGCGGCUCAAAAUUUUGUCACCUCUUUAUACUGCGACUGAGCUUACUCGUUUCACGCUUGAUCAGUGGCCAUUUACGCUGGCCCCGUCAUUUACAGCGUGGCUAGACUCUCUCCUAUUUGAGGAUCAUGACUUAUUCACUAUGAGGAAUGAAUGAUAAUAAUUUUCCGUGGCUGUACCGUUAUCAACAAAAGAACGCUUGACCGGUCUUACUUGUACGUGAUUGAGAACGACUACUCGCACAUUUUCGCAUUUUGCCAAAUAAUAAGCUGGCAAAGCAGUUCCACGAGAUGAUCUUGUUUGAGGUUUUAUGCAACUGUGCAAUUUAACUGAUCCUAGCGGCCCUUUUUGUUGUGCAAUCCACAUUUUUAUUCUGUGGUUGUCGUGAUUCGUGAUUCGACUCGUGAUUUCAUGUGAGUGGGCUCUUGUAGAACCCGUUUUGACGUUUUGGAGGUCGAUCUGAUCAACCUCAAACGGUCGUUUCCCGCUACGAACGAUCAUGUGCUGUUCACAAGCUUCUGUUCCAUGCAUUGGCCACAACGGUGCCCGUCCUGUAUAUGUCUUGAACAGCGCUGCCGUUUUCAGUCAGAUGAUUUGGCGUCCUUUGCGUUAAUUCCUCCUCAUCUUGACAUGAUCAUUCCACUCGCAUAUUGGCGACCCCCGAAACACCGAUAUCCUUCGUAUAUCCCUGAUAAUAGUAUCGAUCUCAGAGAAGGUGCAUAUAUCCUACGGAUGCUUUAGGUCUGAACCGCAGUUUUCUAUAUUAGGCUUCAUCUUGUAGAAGAAUAAGAAUUUGGAAGCAGAAAUACCUUCGAAUUAGUCCCGGCAAAGACAUUGCAAUCUCUACCAUGGUAGCUAUCACCAGUUUAUGUACCUCGAUGCAAGUACGCCUAAGACAGAUGGAACCGAAGUUCCCGUUUGCAUGAUCUCGUGCGCAUGCGUGUCAUGAUCUUAUACACAGCCAACCUUGUUUAACCGCCCGGUCCGCCGUGCCUUGGAAUUGGUCGAGUCAGCCAUACAUACAUACAUCAAGUACAUGAUAGCAUAAGUUGAUGCGUGCUAUUCCAUGCCGGCUGUCACCCUUUUGCUGUCCCGGUCGGACAAUGACGACUCAUCUCGAGGACUCGAGCUUAUCCUCGUCGAGAAAAGAAACGAAACGUUGAUGCAAGCCCCACACCCUUGCAGAUUGAGCUACGGCCAUGUGCCAUGCUUUCAUGCCCACCACCACUUCUCUGAUGGCACCCAAAGCUCCCGGAACGGCUUGUUUCUCAUGUCUUUGCUUGGUUGGUGGUGUGUUGGACCCUUGUCCUGAUCUUGGGCGUAGACUAAAAUACUUGGUCCAGGUUAGCCCGUUCAUUGCUUGUCCUUGGCCCUAUCAAGGCUAUCAUGCACCACAAAGGUCUGUGCCCGGCAUGUGAGUGUGUAGGUGAUAAGGCAGAGAGCUAUUGUGAAUUUAGGCCUACCAUGCCUGAUUCGAUGAGAGAUUCCAUGCCUAGCGGGGACAUCUGCAUCUCGAGUUUUCUUUCUUGCCGGCUAGAUUUUCUGAUCUUGGAUCAGACGAGAGAUCUUCGUAUUAUUUCUCCCUUUCAACAUGGCACGCCCCGUGAUAUGUCAACCCGUCUAUCCAUAUCUUGUUUAAUAUGACCCUCGUAGGGUAUGCUGAACGGUGGUGAGAUUAAGCAAGGGUGCAAUACUGCGCAAAAAAACAAAACGCCGCUGAGCACCACAGUUUAUUGUACUUUGUUGUCAACACUGGGCGUAGAAGGUGUUGCGUAUGAUAGUAUAGAUAAUUGAUACAGGAACAGCGGAAUUGCGUCGGGGUCGGACCUGGGCCUAGGUAGCCAUGAUGCAGACACUAUAUAAGUUUGUCUCAACUUACAAAACACCAUAGCGUCUUGAGGCCAGUUCUUCGGGCUGUUGAGCUGUUGAAAUGCUACUGGGGAUUUUGGAGUCGACUGGAGUCUUCUUAGAGGACUCCGUAUUGGUUCGGCCGUGUGUUGAUGGAUCUUUGAUUGAACAUUUCGAUCUGCUUCGAUGAAGGACUCCCCAUGAGUGUUGCUCCGUAUGUACCAGAAUAAUGUCUGUUCUAGCAUGUGUCUAUCCCCAAUUCGACACGUCCUCAGUGCAAUAGGUACAUGCUUCGUUUAGUGUAGGUUUUGACCAAAGUGUACUGUUACGCAGGCCUCUGGACACUGGUU